AUGAUGGAUCGCAUCGUUAAGCUCGAGGAGGAGAUGCGCGCUCUGAGGGUAGCCAACGAAUCGGACUCGAACGAAAACCGAAUGACGAACGGAAAUAACGAAGACGCCGAGACCGAACGCUUGCGUUUGCGCAAGGAAAUCGAAGACAUGCGCAAAGCGAAACAAAGCUCCGAAGAACAUGCUCUCAAACUGGAACGCCUGGUUACGCAGCUGCGUUCCAAAUUCGGCGGUCUCCAGCUAACGGCCAACGGGCUCGAUUCGCUGCCGAGCGAAUCCGAGCAAGAGGCGAGCUCUCGCACUCGACGCACUAGCGGCAACUCGAGCAACAACUCGACCGUUGUCUUCGGGCCCGUUACCGACUUG
Molecule: messenger RNA, 363 nt
Organism: Iphiclides podalirius (scarce swallowtail)
Lineage: Eukaryota; Metazoa; Arthropoda; Insecta; Lepidoptera; Papilionidae
Source: the annotation of a GenBank genome assembly